AUGUCCUCCACUGGCCCCUCCAGAUCCCCGGCUGCUCGCCCGAGCACAAUACGGGCGCCGUCGUUUACUCGGCAGAGCGAAGACAGCGAUCCUCUCCGCGUACCGAAGCGAGCUCAAACAUUCCACAACGGGACGACAACCGAUCCUUUGGCCGCCGCGCCGGCCACCCCUGGGAAGCCGACCCUAGCGAAUGAGCCCGAGGCUCCAGACGCGUUCGAGACCGCCGGUAGGCCCUCGACAGAUAACGAUGAUGGGUUCGAUGGCAGAGGCUCCGUGGACCUCGGCGAGCUCCCGAUCGAGCUGGUGAGCUUGACGGAUAGCUUCGUCGAAUCUUUGACCACCAAAACCUAUCCGACGCCGUUGACCUUGGACAAGGUUUCCGAGCUUUUCCAAGACUUUUACCAGGUCGCAUCCACUCACGUCAACACGCACGUCUCGAGCCUGAUCUCCCGGCACAAUCGGGAUGCGUCCCCUGCGCCGUCCGCGUCAUCCAAGGUCUCCACAGCCAGCAGGCUCCGGGCCAAGGCGGCUUCUCUCGGGAACAAGGAUAAACCCAAAGUCCUCCCCAGGCCCGAGCCGGAGCAGCAGAUGAUCACCGCGGAGGAGCUGGCCAACAAGAAGAAGGCGCGCAAGGCCAUUGAGGCGAAGCGGGGUAUCAUUGAGGAGGCGGUCGAGAGACGGCUAUGCGAGGGCAUCUACCACAAGAUCUACCGCCACAAGAGCACGCAAGACGAAGCGCAGGAUUCCAAGCUACGGUCCAAGACUGCGGCCCUCGCAUUGGUUGGGAUCGGCCCGGCCGACCUUGGUAUCGACCUCGGCGAGGAUGCAUCGCAGACCCCGGAGGCGGCUGCCGAAAAGGCGGAGGAGAUCAGGAAGUCGCUCGAGCAAGCAAGGAAAGACCUGAUUCUCAUGAACGAGAAGCGCUAUCCGCUCGGCAAGGUGCACCACCUGAAGGCGGCCCACAAGAGCAUCGUCGAGACUCUGGCGCAGUUUCACCCCUCGGCAUCUGCGGAUGAGAUCAUGCCCAUGCUCAUCUUCACCCUCAUCACGCUGCCGCCCGAGCAUCUCAACGUCAUCAGCGACCUGCACUUCAUUCAGCACUUUAGAUGGGAGCCGAAACUGACGGGCGAGGCUGCGUACUGCCUAACAAACCUCGAGGCGGCCAUUAGCUUCCUGGAGACGGUGGAUCUUUCUACGCUACGAGCCGACGAGCUGCCCCAGGGCCCCGCCAGGGACCCGAGCCAACCGGGCACGCCUCGGGCUGACACCUUCCCUCCGGCCUUCCCGCCUGGGUUGACGGUGACGGCGGAUUCCACGGUGGAGUCCGACCCGGACAAUGCCACCCCCACGAGGCCUCUGCCGUCGUCUUCGGCAUCGUCUGGGCUCCGUGCUGCAGUUCAGGCUCGGAAUAGAAGACUGAGCGAGCUGGUCAACACGCCUGCCCAGGCCAUUGGCGCCGCCAGCGACGCCGUGCUCAACACGGCCGACCAGCAUCUGAAGACCAUCUCGACGAGCUUGGGCGACAGUUACAAGUUUUUGGUCGGCAAGUUGCGCGAGACCCAGGGCACGCCGACCGAAUCGGGCCAGGGCCUUGUCGUGCCCAAGACGCUCGACGACGCCAGGAAGCUGAUGAGCACGCCGCCGCCCGACGAAGAAGGCUCCGUUAGCGGAGCCAGCUCUGUACACGGCACGGAGGAGGCCGAGUCUACCCGUCGCCCACCCGUCCGCGAAGACAAGGUCCUGAACCUCAUCGGCGGACGAAAGCCGAGCAGGGACCACAGCGCAGACAGCUCCCGGAGCGUGAACAGCUCGAAGAAGGUGCUCUUUGCGAAGGAAGGGGAGAAGGACCUGGCGACGCCGUCUGUUGCGCCCGUCACUAACCCUCUCGACUCUGUGCGGAACUUUGGGAACUCGUUCUCCAGGUUCUCUGGAAUGAACAUGAUUCGCGGUCUGAGCCGGACCGCAUCCACGCCGAUUCCUGCCAAGGAGGCGCCGAAGGAUAUUCCGCGGGAGGGAGCAUCAAAGGAUGUCGCAGCCAAGGUGGCCGACGGCGGUGAUCUGGCAAGUGUACGUUACCUCGGAGAACGACCCGAGAGACUUGUAACUAAUGUGGCUCGGCAGGCUUUCCCCGACAUCGCCGCUGCUCUGCCACCCAAGCAGACACCCAAGAUCAACCCGCCAAACAAGCGGUUCAUGGAGUUGCAGAACCCCGGCGACCUUAAGUUGGGCGAGGUUCUGGAUCUUUUGCGCGACUACAGGCGGCUGGCUAACGCACUAAAGGACAUGGGGGCGUUUGAUGGGCCCAAGUGA
Colletotrichum higginsianum IMI 349063 is the source of this 2310-nucleotide messenger RNA. Its product is annotated as Vps9 domain protein. The transcript is spliced from 2 exons. The record is from RefSeq and is a predicted model, not a curated record. Gene Ontology annotation, cellular component: endocytic vesicle; cytosol. Lineage: Eukaryota; Fungi; Ascomycota; Sordariomycetes; Glomerellales; Glomerellaceae. Gene Ontology annotation, molecular function: small GTPase binding; guanyl-nucleotide exchange factor activity. The coding region runs from base 1 to 2310 and encodes 769 amino acids. Gene Ontology annotation, biological process: vesicle-mediated transport.